Molecule: messenger RNA, 1641 nt
Organism: Prosopis cineraria
Lineage: Eukaryota; Viridiplantae; Streptophyta; Magnoliopsida; Fabales; Fabaceae
Product: casein kinase II subunit alpha-like
Exons: 10
Coding region: 6-1370 (454 amino acids)
Biological process (GO): protein phosphorylation
Cellular component (GO): protein kinase CK2 complex; nucleus; cytosol
Molecular function (GO): ATP binding; protein serine/threonine kinase activity
Source: RefSeq, a predicted model, not a curated record
CAUUGAUGCUUCCCUGCAUCCCUUUUUCUAUUUGCGAUUUAAUGGCCAUAAGGCCCUUCCAUUUCACCUUCUCGCGUGAUAAAUUCUUUUCUCUUCUGCGCGCUCCUUUGCUUUCUUCUUCUUCUCCUCCUCGUUCUUGUUCUUGUCCUGCUUCUUCGUUUCCCUGGCGUUAUAAACCAUCGUUGUCCACUCGAUUGUUUUCCCCUAUUUUUUUGUUCCGUCACUUCGCGGCGUUAGCGGCAACUCCGUUCUCACGCGCUCGCCAGUGUUAUCCGCCACCGCAGCCACACGACGACCCCCUGCGGUCGUUGUCACCAUCCAACACUCUGGCGCAGAAGAUUGGAAAAUCCAUUCGCCGACCGGGCGCUGCCUCGAAGGCGAGGGUUUAUGCCGAUGUCAACGUUGUCCGUCCUAAGGAAUACUGGGACUAUGAGUCACUUACCGUCCAGUGGGGGGAGCAAGAUGAUUACGAGGUUUCGAGGAAGGUGGGAAGGGGGAAAUACAGUGAGGUGUUUGAGGGCGUUCACUGCACGGAUAAUGAAAAGUGCAUCAUUAAGAUUCUGAAGCCAGUGAAGAAGAAGAAGAUCAAGAGGGAGAUCAAAAUAUUGCAGAAUCUUUGUGGAGGGCCCAAUAUUGUAAAGUUGCUUGACAUUGUUAGAGAUCAGCAGUCAAAGACUCCAAGCCUUAUUUUUGAAUAUGUUAACAAUACUGACUUUAAAGUGCUCUAUCCUACACUGUCAGACUAUGACAUACGGUAUUACAUCUAUGAGCUUCUAAAGGCCCUGGAUUAUUGCCAUUCACAAGGAAUCAUGCAUCGAGAUGUAAAGCCACAUAAUGUAAUGAUUGACCAUGAGCAGCGUAAGCUUCGCCUUAUAGAUUGGGGCCUUGCAGAAUUCUAUCAUCCUGGUAAAGAAUAUAAUGUUCGAGUUGCCUCAAGAUAUUUCAAAGGUCCUGAGCUUCUUGUUGAUCUUCAAGACUAUGAUUACUCUUUAGAUUUAUGGAGUCUUGGUUGUAUGUUUGCUGGCAUGAUUUUUCGUAAAGAGCCAUUCUUUUAUGGACAUGAUAAUUACGAUCAACUGGUCAAAAUUGCAAGAGUACUUGGGACAGAUGAAUUGUAUGCAUAUUUGAACAAGUAUCGGAUAGAGUUGGACCCCAAUCUUGCAGUACUUGUUGGAAGGCAUAGUCGGAAGCCAUGGACAAAGUUCAUUAACGUUGAAAAUCAACAUUUGGCUGUUCCUGAGGCUAUUGACUUUGUUGACAAGUUACUGCGAUAUGAUCACCAAGAACGACCCACCGCAAAAGAAGCCAUGAGCCAUCCUUACUUCAAUCCUGUUAGAAAUGCAGAAAGCAGUCGAACUCGUGCUCAUUGAUUUCUGCUUGAUAUGGUACUUGCUGUUGGUCACGGUAUUACUGCCUCUGGAUGACAGGACUUAUAAUUCUGGUGGAACUUGCUUUUUAGGAGAUUCUGCCCAUAUUCUGUUGUAAAAGUCAUUUUGCAUAACUCUUGCCUGUUUUUUUUUUUUACCUGGUCAUAUUCCGGUUUCUCAACAGUUUCAUUGGUUUGUGUGCUUCCUAAUUUCGGAAUUAAUUCUUGGUUCAAUUGAAGUAAUGGCGUCUCUUUUUCUGUGUUUGAACUGAUAA